AUGGCAACAUGUGAGAGUAUGUGCCCAUCUACAGAAGUCAAGUUCCGCAGUAAAAACGGGCUUAUAAAUCAAUUAGAAGCAACGGCUUCCUCUCGAAAUGGGCCCCGAUCCAAAUACGUGGCAGAUCCUCAGAAAAUGGUGAAAGAAUACUCGCGAUCAGCUGCUGACACACACAAAUACAAUAAACCCGAUUUAUUGAGACCGUUUCCAGUCUUGAUGCGUACAGUGGACUAUCUAUUGGAAUUAUACUAUGCACUUGGAAUAAGGCAGGAUAUGGUAAUGCAAAACUUGGACGGAAAGAGCACAGUCAUUCUUAUGGAGAAAAUGCUGCCGUUCUACAUUGAGACUGAUGGGCUUUGCAAAAUGAUGGUCGUACCUAGCUAUAAUCCGAAGUUGCAUGAUUUUCAGCUGGAAGAAUGCUUUGGCCGAUGGCAUGACGAAAUCAAAUCGUCAGGAGACAUUACUCCUAAUUCGUUGAUAUCUGCUGCUUUCUUCUUCAGACAACUGCAUCAAAUGGAGGGUGUUUUGAUGGUGUCGGAUCUCUCCUGGAUCCAACGAGGAGUUGCGAAGGAAAUUCCAGACAAAAUCAAGUUGAACGACGAAGAACUGAAAAAACUUAUUGAGGGAGCCAUUCCCGAAUCAACUGAUAAUGAUACAGAUGGUGAAGAUGGAGAGGAAGAAUCCGAUCAUGAAAAACCGAAAGGAAUCCGUGGAAAAGAUGUCGAAAUGAAGGAUGAAGAAUCAGAGUUCGAGAAAAAGUAUAUGCAAGGAUACAACGAGAAAGAGACUGAUGAAGAAGCAGGUGAAGAUGGUAUGAAAGGUAUUGCCAUGUAUUCAACCAACAAAGAGGAUCCUUACGUGACGGAGCAAGUUGAUUCUGAUGAGGAGGAGGAAAAAGAAGAGAUUAUGGUGCGAAAAGACGACAACAUGGUUGCUGUCGCCAAGAUUGAUAAAGGAGACUAUACGCUAGAAUGCUACGUGUAUAACGAGGCAGAUAGUGAUUGGUUCUGCCAUCAUGACUACAUCCUGGAUGCUCCUCCUCUCUGUAUUGAGCCCGUUCAACACGAUCCUGGAAAUGAAGAAACUGGAAAAGGAAACUUGAUUGCUGUAGGAACGAUGAACUCUGAAAUUCAUAUCUGGGAUCUCGAUAUCAUGAACACAGCGAGUCCAUUCUUGACCCUUGGUAAAAAAGAGAAGAAGUCGAAAGGUGGCAGAAAAAAGAGGGAUAACAGUGCUCAAGGCCAUACGGAUGCUGUAAUCUCGCUCGCUUGGAACAAACUAACACCCCACGUACUCGCCAGUGGUGGAGCCGACAAAACUGUUGUUCUUUGGGAUUUAGAUGAGGCCAAGCCAGCACAAAUAAUUCCUGAUCGUGGAGGAGAAGUUCAAACUGUUAGAUGGCAUCCAAAUGAGUCAACAUUCUUGUUACUGGGAACAAUGAAAGGACAUGUUCAAGUUGUCGACUGUCGGGAUACUACUGGAAAUGCAUCCGCUGCAUGGAAGUUUGAUGGACAAAUCGAAAAAGUUCUCUGGAAUCAUUUCAAUCCAUUCACUGUUUUUGUUUCUUCUGAUGAUGGAAGAUUGCGUCAUUUGGACUUGAGAAAACCAGGAGAGUGUAUUUGGGAAGGAGUCGCUCACGAUGGACCAAUUGGAGGUCUCACAAUGUCAGCAAUUACAAGAGGACUUUUGGUGACUGUUGGAGAAGACGAAAUGAUGAACGUAUGGAAAGUAGAAGACUCAAACGGAGGUAUCGAAAAAGUUCAUUCAGAGAAGCUCACAAUCGGAGAGCUUCAUUGUGCCCAGUUUAAUCCAGACGUAGCUGCUGUGUUAUCCGUCGGCGGAACUACUGCUGAUUUAAUUCGGGUCAUUGAUCUUACCAAAUACGAGCCGGUCGUGAAAGCUUUCUCUGAAUAA
Caenorhabditis remanei is the source of this 1914-nucleotide messenger RNA. RefSeq lists its product as uncharacterized. NCBI's taxonomy places the organism in Eukaryota, Metazoa, Nematoda, Chromadorea, Rhabditida, Rhabditidae. The coding region runs from base 1 to 1914 and encodes 637 amino acids. The record is from RefSeq and is a predicted model, not a curated record. Gene Ontology annotation, cellular component: nucleus. The transcript is spliced from 7 exons. Gene Ontology annotation, molecular function: protein binding. Gene Ontology annotation, biological process: rRNA processing.